This is a messenger RNA of Schizosaccharomyces osmophilus, 2241 nucleotides long. RefSeq names its product DNA-binding transcription factor, MBF transcription factor complex subunit Cdc10 (gene cdc10). The transcript has a single exon. Gene Ontology annotation, cellular component: MBF transcription complex; SBF transcription complex. NCBI's taxonomy places the organism in Eukaryota, Fungi, Ascomycota, Schizosaccharomycetes, Schizosaccharomycetales, Schizosaccharomycetaceae. Bases 1 to 2241 code for a protein of 746 amino acids. The record is from RefSeq and is a predicted model, not a curated record. Gene Ontology annotation, molecular function: transcription regulator activity; DNA binding; protein binding.
AUGACAUCCGCAAAUUUCGUCUCUCAAUUUGAGCUUGGUAAUGAUUCUUUUUCAUAUGAAAGAAACCAUGAACAUUUCGACGCGUCCAAAGAAGACACAAAAAAUGCAUACACCGACAACCCGAAUCUGAGGAUUUCUAUAAAUUCUCAAGUUUUACGAGAUGGAAAGAUAGUUGAAUUAAACGCUAUUGAACUAUCCGGCGUUCGAUAUAUUGAAUUGCAAUAUGGUGAACACGUUGCUCUCCGUCGUUGUUCUGAUUCACACUUUAAUAUAUCCCAAAUCCUCCGCCUUGCUGGAACGAACAGUCUUGAAAAUGCAGCGGAGUUGGAUGAAAUUAUCGAGAACGGUGAAUAUGAGAACGUCGACAUCAAAGACCCUCAUGUUGACGGUGUUUGGGUUCCUUUUGGAAAAGCAGUCUCUACAGCAAAAAAGUAUGGUGUUUACGAUAUGCUGCAGUCUUUAAUUUCAUUUAAUUUGGAUUUGUUUCCAAAGUCGGCAAAAAACUCAGAACAUCCUGAAAAGGAAACUCAGGCGGCGUAUCUUUCCAACCGUUUACCAUUAAGGAAUCACAACCAUAAUAAUUUAUCGAAAGUCGGGAAACCUUCUAUUUCCUCUAAUAAUGCUGGAACCCUCUCGUCACCUUCAUUUUUAAAUAAGCAAGAGCAAAAAAUUGGAAAACGCUCAAAUAUGUACCUUUUGGACUCUUCUUCUAUCACUACUCCUGAAAAUGGUUCGAAGCGACACAAGCUGCAUUCACCUGACAAUUCGUACCCUGCACCUUUCCCUUCUGCAUACGUCCCUUCUACCCAACAAGAAAUGCAUCUUAAAAAGGAAAAGCUUGAAUUUUCGAUAUCAUUUUCCACAUUGACGGCUAGCCUGCCACCCCUUGAUCAGAACGUUAUGCACGAUUAUAAUACUUCAAAAGAUGUCUUAACCUCAAUAUUCUUAGACCUAAAUAACUCGGAUAUUAAAUUUGUUGAAUCGAAGUUGACAGAUCUUUUGGACUUAGACGUUCCUAUUGACGAAUUAGGGCAUGCUGCUCUGCACUGGGCGGCUGCCCUUGCGAAGAUGCCACUGUUAAAUGUCUUGAUCAGUAGAAAAGCAAAUUCAUUGAGGGGAAAUUUAACGGGAGAAACUGCUUUAAUGAGAUCUGUCAUGGUUACCAAUCAUUUAAACCAGUCAUCUUUUCAUGAAUUGCUUAAUUUACUCUACCCUUCCCUAAACUGCAUCGAUCAUGCAGGCCGUACAGUCGUCCACCACAUAUGUUUGACGGCCGGAAUCAAGGGCAGAGGUUCCGCAGCCAGAUACUAUUUGGAGACGCUUUUGAAAUGGGCUGAUGCUCAUGCCGCUCCAAGCAAUGGCUACACAAAUGAAGAAUUUAUAAAAAAAUAUUUAAACUACCAAGACAAAAAUGGUGAUACGGCUGUUAAUAUAGCAGCUCGUAUCGGAAAUAAAACUGUCGUGGAUAUAUUGCUACAAGCAGGUGCUUCUAAAAGCAUACCUAAUCGAGCAGGUUUAACAGUUUAUGAUUUUGGAAUUUUUGGUGACGAUGAGACUAAGGAUGUUAAGGAAACUGUCAAUGUUUCCACUACUAGUAUAGAAAAAGAAAAGAUUGUGAUGCCUGCUCAGCAGAAAAGUAAAGAUAUUAUUACCUCGGUUACGGAUGUUAUUACAUCUUUGGAUAAAGACUUUCAGGAUGAAAUGGCCGCGAAGCAAUCCAUGAUCGAUAACACAUACACGCAAUUGAGAGAAUCUACAAAAAAAUUAGCAGAAUUUCGAGAACAGUUGCGGCGGUCGGAAACUCACACCCUUAUGCUAUCGGAGAUGAAGCAGAGAUGUAAAAACUUAGAAGUAUCAAUAGAGGAGCAGAAAAAUGAGUUGCUGGCUUUGGACAAGAACUUCAAUUCAGCCAAUUUAUCUGAAAGUAUCGACGCGGAUGCACCUUUUAUGGUAAAUUCUAAAAAUAUACCAUCUCUUACUGAGUUAAAGAUCCGCAUAGCUGCUUAUGAACGAAACGAAGCGCGACUUAAUGCUCUUGCUGAAACUCUUCACCAUCGCAAUGCUAAUAUCAAAUCAAAAUGCCGUCGAGUAGUAUCUUUAUGUACUGGUGUUGAAGAAACCAAGGUUGACUCUUUACUUGAAAGUUUAUUACAAGCGGUAGAGAGUGAUGGCCAGCAAGGAGAGGUGGAUAUGGGCCGCGUUGCAGGGUUCCUACGGGUUGUGAAGGAGCAUCAAGUUUGA